AUGCAUGAGAUGGGUGACAGGUCUUCUCGGGUACCACAUUAUAACCACAUUAUCCAGGGACACAUCCGCAAUGGCCACUGCAGCUUCUCAGCGGCCUUGUCCGUUAGCAGACUCAGCCAAAGCAAAGAGCUGAACCUGUCGCACCUGAAUGUUUCUUCCACGCUCAUUUUGCACUUCCUUGGCAACUACGCGAUCCCCACCGUCCCCAUUGCUGAAUCAAGUAAAAUCCAGCGUCUCCGACCGUCGACGGUCCCAUCAGUACCAAUCAUAUCCAGACUCAGGCAACCUCUGAUCCCGCGACCGUUGUCCGACUACGCAGAAGCCAUCGAACAAAAUAAGACAGGCAAAUUCGAUGCCGUAAUGCGAUUUACACAUUCGAGGCAGUUAACCUUCGUGUGCUCUCUGUGAUAUCACUCUGAUCGCACUGGGUUGCGUACGCGCUUU
Messenger RNA from Aspergillus costaricaensis CBS 115574, 444 nucleotides. RefSeq lists its product as uncharacterized. The transcript has a single exon. Bases 1 to 408 code for a protein of 135 amino acids. The record is from RefSeq and is a predicted model, not a curated record. Lineage: Eukaryota; Fungi; Ascomycota; Eurotiomycetes; Eurotiales; Aspergillaceae.